Papaver somniferum (opium poppy) is the source of this 1782-nucleotide messenger RNA. RefSeq lists its product as uncharacterized. Gene Ontology annotation, molecular function: zinc ion binding; nucleic acid binding. The transcript has a single exon. NCBI's taxonomy places the organism in Eukaryota, Viridiplantae, Streptophyta, Magnoliopsida, Ranunculales, Papaveraceae. The record is from RefSeq and is a predicted model, not a curated record. Bases 1 to 1782 code for a protein of 593 amino acids.
AUGGCUUCAACUUCACAAGGUAACCCUAACUCUGAGUUUGAAGACAUCAUCAACCGUAUGAAUAACCUUAUGGAGGAACCUCACACAUACAGUUAUGAUGACAAUGAUGAUGCGCAAGAAACUUCAUUUGAUACUCAUAAAAACGUGCUCUUCAAGUUCAACUCUGGGAAAGAGUAUCAUCUAAACAUUCUAAACGAAGUCCUGUCAAAAGCUUGGAGACCCACUGGUGCAGUUUCGAUCACAGAUAUUGGAAGUGGGUACUACAAUGCAAAGUUUCAGUUUUUAUGCGACAUGGAAACUGCUUUACAAGGCACUCCAUGGUCUGUAAAAGAAGACCUAAUGCUACUGGAAAGAUGCAAAGAAGAAUUUCUUAUAGAAGACUAUGAUUUCAAAUACGUUUACUUCUGGAUACAUAUUCAUGGAUUACCAUUAAGUAUGAUGAACAAAGAAAAAGUUUUCAAUAUCAUUAAGGAAAUUGAAAAUCCAUAUCCAAUAGACUCUGAACUAGCAUCUAAACGGGGUAAAUACGCAAAGGUACGUGUUAGAUUGAAUAUCACUAAACCUCUGCCUAAAGAUAUGAUUAUUACCCUAAAAUCGAAAAAGAAGAUCACUAUCACUUUCAGGUAUGAAAAACUCCCUAGAUUGUGUUUCUUUUGCGGGUACUUUGGGCAUAUUAUGAAGCAGUGUCCACAUCUAUCAAAAAAGCUAGAAGAGAUCCCAAAUCUCAGUCCGGAGGAGUUUGCUUACAAGAUGAAUGACAAGACAUAUGCCAGGUAUAACGAAGAAAUUCGAUCUUUUAUCAAGCAAAAAAAUCCAGGAAUCAUACGAACAGCUCAAGAUCUUCAUCAAGUGAAGAAAUCUAACACCAAUGCUCAGGGGCCGUUAAUCUCAGGGAAAAUGAUCAACGGUAGCAAGGAUGCUCCCAGUCAGAUACAACUUAAUUUGGCAGCAUUAAGAAUGACUACAAGCAACAUUGGGGAAACAACUAAUUUAGGGUACUCUGAAAAGUGCAGGCAGCCCUUGACGUCUACUGCAACGGUCUUAAAAAACAUAAGUUUAUCUAAAGAUGACAAGGUGUCGACAUCUACAGGAAAUCAGGUGAUGUACCCUGAGCAAGGUAAGGCUGAUAGUCAUGUCAAUUAUAAGACAAAUGAAAAUGCUGCAGCUACAGAACUGUAUGCCACCAACACAAGCACAACUGUAAGGCCUGAAAACCACUCCCAGCUGCAGUCACAUGAUCCAAGUAAAAUGGUUGAUCAGAACAGUAUUAGCUGUGAGAUGCCAUCAAAGAAAAUUACAGACAGUGAAAGUACGAGAAAUACUGAAGGUAAUUUUGCUUCGAUGAAGUCGGCUAUAUUACCAGCUUCUGAAAAUGGUUCAAAGGCCCAGCUCAUAAUAUAUCCAAGAAUCCCAAUGUUAAAACCCGAUAAAUCACAGUUGCAGACAAUUUCAACCCCUUUCCUUUCAUCACACCCAAAUACCAAACCUAAUUCGAAUUUCACUCAGCGAGGAGAAAUUUUGAAAUCAAGUGAGGCAGAUGAGUUCUCAUCUAUCUCAGUUUCUUCUACGGAUUCAACGAAGAAGAAGAAUAAGUGUUCGAAGAGAUCAGCAAGGAUUAAUUCGAAAGGAAGCACUGAAAAGAAAGAUGAAGAGAUUUCAAUUGGGGUUAAAAGGCAUGCUUGUCCUAUGGAUAUUGAUGUUCCAAUCAAGAAGACUCAUUCAACAGUUAACUCUCAAAAGGGUGUGGUGGCUGCCCAAAAUCAGCCACAAGUCCAAUGUUAA